Messenger RNA from Numida meleagris (helmeted guineafowl), 4434 nucleotides. RefSeq names its product CGG triplet repeat binding protein 1 (gene CGGBP1). The record is from RefSeq and is a predicted model, not a curated record. Gene Ontology annotation, molecular function: double-stranded DNA binding. The transcript is spliced from 2 exons. The coding region runs from base 291 to 794 and encodes 167 amino acids. Lineage: Eukaryota; Metazoa; Chordata; Aves; Galliformes; Numididae. Gene Ontology annotation, biological process: regulation of transcription by RNA polymerase II. Gene Ontology annotation, cellular component: nucleus.
UCCGCAGCUUCCUCCCCACCACUGGCCGAAGCGCCCGUCCGCUAAAGGCGGAGGUCGCCUUCGCGAGCUCCGAUUGGCCUCGGCGCGCCUCCAUCACGGCAUUUACGCCCGCCCCCAACUUGCAAUUGGGCUAGCGCGCCGUCCGUCUCCGCGCGGCCGGGCAGAGAGCAGCCAAUCAGCACCGGCUUUCCUCCUGUCUGCCGCUCUCGGGCGGCGGUCGCUAGGCCGGUUGCUAGGUCCCGCCUACCGCGGCCGCCAGGCUUUCAGGUAAAACUCACCGGAUAGCCACAAUGGAACGGUUUGGAGUGAAGUCCACUCCGUCACGUAGCCGCUCGAAGACUGCUUUGUAUGUAACUCCUCAGGAUCGGGUAACUGAGUUUGGCAGCGAGCUGCAUGAAGAUGGUGGAAAACUCUUCUGCACUUCCUGCAACGUGGUUCUGAAUCACGUUCGCAAAUCGGCAAUCAAUGACCACCUCAAGUCAAAAACACAUACAAAGCGGAAGGCGGAGUUUGAAGAGCAGAACGUCAGGAAGAAGCAGAGGACACUGACUGCCUCCCUUCAGUGCAACAGCACUGCUCAAACAGAGAAAACCAGUGUCAUCCAGGACUUUGUGAAAAUGUGCCUGGAAGCUAAUAUUCCGCUUGAGAAGGCUGAUCAUCCUUCUGUGCGAGCCUUCCUGUCUCGCUACGUCAAGAAUGGAAGUUCGAUACCUAAGUCGGAGCAGCUAAGGAAAGCAUACCUGCCUGAUGGGUAUGACAACGAGAACCAGCUCAUCAAUACUGAAGAUCGUUGAGAAGAAAACUUUGAAUCGUCGUCGUGAAGUUUUACAUAUUGAUGGUGUGGUUUAUUUUUAUAUUCAUGCAUAUAUACAGUGUUACAUAUUGGUUUUACAAGCUAUUUUGUAUUGUAGAAAUGACAAUCUAUUUGUGAACUAAGUGGUAUGCCAGAGACUGUCGCUAACCCUGCUGUAGACUUCAAGAGCUGCUAUGAUGUAGGACUCACACUGAGCACAGGGAACAUGCCUGGCAUACAUCCUAUCUAUGUUCAGUCCAACUGUAACUGACGCUAUGAAAAAGGCACUUGGGUGGAGAACCUCCCUUACCUAAACUGUGCAUCUGCAUACACGAAGAAGAGGAUUAAGUAGGAAUUGUUCAUCAUGUCAGUGGAUUGCUUUGUCCAGAAUCUAGUCUGUGAGCAACUAAGAAGUACUGCGUAUUAAAAAUGCAAGAGGCUGUAGAAUGGUUAUUUAACAUAAGUGAUCUGCUUGGGAGGAUGACUGCAAUUUCCUAAUCAAGUUGUCUUAUGUUUUAAAAGAGGAAACACUUCUUCCAGAAUACUCUAAUCCUAUUUGAUGCAACUGUGGAUGCACUCAUUACCUAGCCUAAAUAGGUGGCCUUUUGUAACAACCCUUGAACUCCACUCUUCUUAUAAAGCCAAAAGUUCUGAAGGUUUACCAUGCCUGUUUUUUUAAAUCACCAUAUCCUUUUCUUGGUUUAAUAUGUUCCCUCCAGUUUCAGUGCCAAACUUUGAAAGCUGAGUGGACAAACUAGUAACUAUGUGUGGUUUACAGCACAGCUGCUAGCAAAUGAAUCUUACACUGGACCAAGGUCAUAGUAGUAUGGGGAAUGAAUGCCUGUUUCUUAUUUCUUAUAGCAAGAUAAAAGAUGCUGAAUUUGAACUGGAGGUGGAGGAGGCACAAAAUAGUGGAGUUGAGCCAGCUUUUCACAGCGUGCAGGGGCGGAGGGUCCUCUGUCUCUCGCUGAAGGUCCUUUACUUCUUGCCUCAGCCUUUUGGUCAAAGGAGGUAAAAUGAUUAAAAUAAUUUUCAAAACAGGUACUGCAAAGGCUAUUCAAGAAUUUGUAAGAACAACUAGGAAAGCCUGUAUACUUUAAAGCUGUAAUGGUUCUACACUUCUGGGGUAUAUUUCUUAUUCUGUGCCAAGAUGCCAUCUAUUGAACUGACAAAAAGUAAAGUAAAUUAAAGAAGUUCAAUAAUGUUGCUCUCUCCCAAAUCUAGUGAACUGUUACUAAGCUAAUCCAAAUUAUUAUGCCAAAAAGUUAACUUGAUGCAAGUGCUUGCUCUAUAAUGUUUUUAAUGGAAUGGUGGAGCAUUGUAAAAAGAGCUUGAUUUUCUUUAGGUGUUCUGAAUUUAAGGAGGUGUCAAACAUUUUCCACGUUGCAUAGAAAAGCUCCACUCAGUGGAUAUAGUGAUGCAAGCAUGCUUUAACUUUCUCAAGUGGAGCCAGUUUUCUGCUCAUCUUCCUUUCCCUGUACAGUUUCAUGAUAUCACGUUAUUUCUUUUGAUCGGGAUAUUUGCAGCAAUACUAUGUAUUUGCUAAAAGAGACAAAGUAACCGACUUAUUUUAUUUCUGUAGCUAUUUCUAGAGGAGAGUCUCUUUUGCUGGAUUAGCAACUGCUUUUUUUGUGCAAUUCCUGCAGAAAUGCAGUUAGUGUUACGUCAGUGUCUUGUAGCCUUCUGCUAUGGGAAGUGCUUGAAUAAAUGCACAAAAGCGAAAAGCAGAAGGCACGUGCCAGUACGUAGGUACCCAGUUCACUGCUGCACUGCUGGUCCCUGUUGAUGCUAGUGGGAUUUCAUGCAGUUGUAGCACUCCUGUCAGUGAUUUUAGUUGCUGGUGUAGGACUUCAGACAAAUAACAUAAUAAUGGUUUUGGUUUUGUUUGCCUCUAAUACUGUAUAUCAAAAUUUGCCUUCCCAAAUAUCAUUUGCUAUUGCAUUUGCUUAAGCUCAUAAACUGUCUUGGGCUAGAGCUGUUUUAUAAAUCUUCUAAAGCCAAGUAAAAGGUAUACUGCCAAGAGCCUUUUCUGUCCUGACAAUAACAGAAUGUGGGUUUUUUUGUUUGUUACGUUUUGGGGAGUUUUCGUUUGUUUGUUUUACAGCUGCUGUCUUAUUGCAGUGAAAUGAAAAAACCUUGAAAACCUUGAAAAUAAAAGUUAGUGAUAGCUACAGCUUUUGUUUAAAAGCAAUCACUCAUUCAUUAAAGCAAAGCAAUAUUAUAUCACCCAGUUUAUCAAAAGUUUACUUUCUACUUAAGAAGCAGUCUAUAAAUUUAGGUUCAUACACAGAAUUAAUACAAUUCUGUAACUAUCUUAAGUAUCUAGUAUCAAUUUAUUUUUAAUGCAGAAUUACUGCAGAAGGUAUGAGCCUGGUGAGGAUCCCUUUCAGUGUAUCCAUACUGUAACCAACUUACACCAAGCUGGAAGUAAAAGGUGACCAUCAAGAUUUUGAAAGGAACUGACUGAAUUCUAAUGCACAGCAAUUUGUAAGACAAUAAUGUCUUUAUGAUGGGAUUCUUAUAUUUAAAAAAAAUAUAUAGUUUUUUGAAACUUGAUGAAAAUCAACACACUGUAGCAUUGCAACAGAUAUUUAUAAUGAGAUAAAACAAUGGAAAAACAAAGCACUUCCAGCACUACUUCCAAGUAGCCUAGAAAGAAUAAUAAGUUUUACUCAUGGACAUAGCCCAAAUCACAAAUGAGACAUUUACAGUUGUUUUGUUUUAAAGUAAAAAUGGUUCCACUAAGUCUUGGAACCGAGUCCUGCAAGCAGUCCAGUUUGUGCCAUAAUUUUGCUGUUGUGGCUAUAGUUGGACAAAACAUAACCUUGUUUUAAUUACUAUUGAUUCUAAGGAAGAUUUACGGCAGAGGUUUUUUGGUAUUUCUAAAACUAAGUAAUAACAAGUUCCUGGAACAGAGGCUGUGGUUGCGUUGUUUAGCAGUCUCCAUGGGGUUUUGCUUUUUUUUUUUUUUCUGCAGGAACACUGCAUUUUUUUAGUAAUAUAUUUGAAAUUACAUGUAAUUUAAAAAAGAAUGUACGCUGACCAUGUACGUACAUUAGCUUAGCCAAUUCGCAGCUAAAAUGACUCUGAAAUGCAUUUCUUAGAACACUUUCAAAUACUAGACAAAAGGAAUACUCUCCAUUCUGUGAAUUACGUAAAUACACCAUGUUAGUUUCAGCUUGCAUGUUCUUGAAAAACGUGAGUUCUAGUAUUUUUAAGCAUUUUCAAGCCUUUAAUUUGGCAGGUCCUUACAGGAAGUGAAACAUAGGAUAUAAUGAAAGGGAAAGUGGUUUUUCAACUGAGAGGGAAACUUGGUUCUGCAAAGUAUGGGAUAUUCUCACGAUAGAAGGACAUUUUUAGUUAGAGCCCCGUUUAUCAAUUCUGUUGAACUGAACGGUGACGUGCUCCCCACUAAGUUCUGCUGCAUCACGAACUGGUUUUGGGGAGGAGAAAAAAGAAAAAGCUGGAAGUUUGGCAAGGAUUAUCUCUAUUUGUAUUUACAUAUGAAGAGAGGCAAGACUUACCACUGUUGUGUUCACAUUGUACUCACUGCUAACUUCUUGUGUAAUUUGAGUGCUUGUUGUCUUUGUACAAUUUUAAGAUUGUAUCUAACUUUCAAAAUAAAUUUUUUUUUGAACAGA